UCGACGUCGUGACGUCAAGACGCUGGGUUGGGGAUCCCGGAAGUGUACUCGCAUUGUUUACAUUCUCCUCUUUGUUCCGCCAAAAAUGUCCAAAAAACGGUCAAAGAGCUCCGAGAACCGGAACCAGCGGGAGACCCGGAGCCACCGGGGGAACCGGAGCCUGCGGACAGCGGUGGACGAGCAGCUGGCGGCGGCCGCGGAGGAGAUCUUGUGGCUGCUGAAGGAGCGCGGUCAGACGGAUGAGGAGGAGCAGCUGAAGGAGCUGGUGAAGGAGCGGAUCACCGCGGCCGUGGAGCUCAUCUUCACCGCGUUCAGAGCCUCUAGAGCGGCCGACAGAGGACCGGAGGAGCCCGCUGGAACGGGAGCCGACAGGAGAGAGUUUAGUCUCUCUGAUGGAGAACAUCCGAAGCAGAACAUCUCUGUGGACCGACUUAAGGAUCCUCUGCCCGGCACUUCCUCCAGACCAGACCAUGUUUCUGAACAGGACCAGCAAUCUGACUUUUUGGACGAUCUGGCCGGCAAGGAGGAAGAGGAUGAGAGCGAGGAUGAUGAAGCGACACCUCACUGCUGCAGAGUGUGCGGGAAGUCAUUUGACAGGAAAGGGUUUUUGAUGAAACAUGUGGAGAAACACUUGAAGGAGGAGGAGUAUCUUUGCGGUCUGUGUGGCGAGAGUUUGGAGUCCAGCGACGGUCUGAGGCUGCACCUUCAAACGCACCGCGACAGCAGCAGGACCUGCGACGUCUGCGGCAAGAAGUUCCCCUCAAUCCGCGCUCAGGAGACGCACCGGAGGCUGCACACCGGAGAGAAACCCUUCCGCUGCCACGUCUGUGGCAAAGGCUUCAACCAGAAGGGCAACAUGGUGACGCACCUGAGGAUCCACACGGCGGAGAAGCCGUUCAGGUGCACUGUCUGCCACAAAGAGUUCAGCCACACCGGCUCUCUGGAGCGACACAUGAAGGCCCACGAUGGGCAGACGCCGUUCAGCUGUAAAGUCUGCGGGAAAGGCUUCAGCAAGAGCGCCGAGCUGAGGCGACAUGUUCGUAGCCACGAGUCUGACGACACGCCCGCCGCCGCCGCGCCUGCCGCCAGGAGCAGACGCAGGAAGCCGAGUCUGACUCCUUCUCACUGCUGCAAGGUCUGCGGGAGUGCCUUUCACAAUAAAGGUAAUUUUGUGCGGCACGCAGAUACGCAUUUAAAUGACCCUGAAUGUCGCUGUGGCGUCUGCGGAGAGCAGGUGGAGUCCUCAGAGUGUCUGCAGCUUCACAUCCAAAGCCACAGAGAAACCAGCAGGAUCUGCGACAUCUGUGGCAUCAGCUUCAGGGACAUGGAGAUCCACAUGAGGACGCACACUGGCCAGAAACCCUUCAACUGCAAAGACUGUGGCAAGGACUUCCCCAGGAAAGGCUCUCUGGAGAGACACAUGAAGCUGCAUGCCGGCGAGAGGCCGUACAUCUGCGAGUUCUGCGGGAAGACUUUCAUUGAAAACACCGUCUUGAAGAGACACAUCAAGAGCCACAUGGGAGGGAAGCCCAGGAUUUACUCCUGUGAGGUCUGCAGCAAAAAGUUCACCAUGAGCCAGCAUCUGGACGUGCACAAGAGGAUCCACACCGGGGAGAAACCGUACACCUGCAGGGUCUGUGGCAAGAACUUCCGGCAGAUCGGCAACCUGGACUCCCACAUGAGGAUCCACACAGGCGAGAAGCCGUUCAUCUGCAGCCUCUGCGGGAAGAGGUUUCGCCAGAAGAUCUCGCUGGAGACGCACGAGAGGUUCCACAAGAAAGAGAAACCGUUCAGCUGCCAGCUCUGCAGCAAAGGCUUCGUCCAGAAGAUCGACCUGAAGAGACACAUGCUGACUCAUACCGGGGAGAAACCCUACAGCUGCCAGGUCUGCGGGAAGAGCUACCAGGAGAAACGCUCGGUAGAUUCGCACAUGAAGGUUCACACCGGAGAACGGGCUGUCAAAGACUCAGUGGUGACGCCGAACCCGAAACAACAGGAAGGAGUUCACUCUGACUUCAUCCAGCUGUGAACAGCUGCUGCUGUUGAAAAGUAAUCUGCUGCCACAAAGCUUGGCUGUGUCCAGUCAGAUGUCUGAGAAGACUAGUCUAUAUGUCUAAUGGUUUUUCAUGCUCUUAGCUUGUAGAACGACCUCUUUAUAAAUCUAUGUUAUUUAGUUUAGUAGAUGGAAAACAAGACGCUGGUUCAGCCAGACGGACAACCGAAAGAGACGUCGCUCAGAGCAACAGUUGACUCAGAAGAGAAGAAAUCAGCAGUCAUUGGUAAAACAAACUGGAAGCUGCAGAUUUAAAGGGACUGUUUGAAACUUCUUACAGGUAUAAAUCGAUCCGGGUCGGUGUCCCAUGCACGCUCAGGUGUGGCUACGCUGUUCAGACAAGACUCCAACACAAACUACACAGAAGCACCAAA
Sebastes umbrosus (honeycomb rockfish) is the source of this 2427-nucleotide messenger RNA. RefSeq names its product gastrula zinc finger protein XlCGF57.1-like. The record is from RefSeq and is a predicted model, not a curated record. Gene Ontology annotation, biological process: regulation of transcription by RNA polymerase II. Gene Ontology annotation, molecular function: DNA-binding transcription factor activity; RNA polymerase II cis-regulatory region sequence-specific DNA binding. Bases 86 to 2029 code for a protein of 647 amino acids. The transcript has 2 exons. Lineage: Eukaryota; Metazoa; Chordata; Actinopteri; Perciformes; Sebastidae.